Micropterus salmoides (largemouth bass) is the source of this 1144-nucleotide messenger RNA. It is a transcript of the gene psma5, whose product is annotated as proteasome 20S subunit alpha 5. Gene Ontology annotation, cellular component: proteasome core complex, alpha-subunit complex; nucleus; proteasome core complex. Lineage: Eukaryota; Metazoa; Chordata; Actinopteri; Centrarchiformes; Centrarchidae. The record is from RefSeq and is a predicted model, not a curated record. The coding region runs from base 124 to 849 and encodes 241 amino acids. The transcript has 10 exons. Gene Ontology annotation, biological process: proteasome-mediated ubiquitin-dependent protein catabolic process.
AACCUUCGUGUCCGAUUUGUUGACAGUCGGCGCGUUUAAACAUUACACCCCAGACGCUUCCCCUCAAACAAGCGAACUCAUUCAAGGGUUUGUGGCUGGAGGUCCUGUGUUAAACGUUAAAAGAUGUUUUUGACAAGAUCGGAAUAUGACAGAGGUGUGAACACAUUCUCUCCUGAAGGAAGAUUGUUCCAGGUUGAAUAUGCCAUAGAGGCUAUAAAGUUGGGCUCCACAGCCAUCGGUAUCCAGACAUCAGAGGGGGUGUGUCUGGCUGUGGAGAAGAGGAUCACCUCUCCGCUGAUGGAGCCCAACAGCAUUGAAAAGAUUGUGGAGAUUGACAGUCACAUCGGUUGCGCCAUGAGUGGCUUGAUAGCUGAUGCCAAGACUUUAAUUGACAAAGCAAGAGUGGAAACGCAGAACCACUGGUUCACUUACAAUGAGACGAUGACAGUGGAGAGUGUGACUCAGGCUGUGUCCAACCUGGCGCUGCAGUUUGGAGAGGAGGACGCCGAUCCUGGUGCCAUGAGUCGACCAUUCGGCGUAGCACUUCUGUUUGGGGGAGUUGAUGAAAAAGGACCUCAGCUGUACCACAUGGACCCAUCAGGAACCUUUGUGCAGUGUGAUGCUCGGGCCAUCGGCUCAGCGUCUGAGGGAGCGCAAAGCUCUCUGCAAGAGGUCUACCACAAGUCCAUGACAUUAAAAGACGCCAUCAAGUCAUCUCUCACCAUUCUGAAGCAGGUGAUGGAGGAGAAGCUCAACUCCACCAACAUUGAGCUAGCAACAGUAGAGCCUGGGAAGACCUUCCACAUGUAUUCCAAAGAGGAGCUGGAGGACGUAAUCAAGGACAUCUAAAGCAGAAAAGACUUGAAAGUCUUAGUUUGAGUUCUGGGUGGGAGAGGACGAGGAAGUACACCUGGGCUGAAUGUCACAACUGCUACUUUCCAUCAGCACAGAAUUUUUUGGAUUGCAUAAGAGGUUUCUCUUUAUAAUGUGCUAAUUUUUACUUCAUGUCUCUCAGUAUCUGUAUAACUCUGUACAGGGGUCUGACCAGCGCUUACAACUGAGCGGCAGGAAAACCGUAGGGGAGGGGGGUAUAUUUUUUUGUUACGAAUCAGUACUACAAUUAAACUGUUGUAUUCAGAAAGAG